Messenger RNA from Seriola dumerili (greater amberjack), 1913 nucleotides. RefSeq names its product progestin and adipoQ receptor family member 4-like (gene paqr4a). The transcript has 3 exons. The record is from RefSeq and is a predicted model, not a curated record. Gene Ontology annotation, molecular function: signaling receptor activity. Lineage: Eukaryota; Metazoa; Chordata; Actinopteri; Carangiformes; Carangidae. Bases 367 to 1293 code for a protein of 308 amino acids. Gene Ontology annotation, cellular component: membrane.
AUCCCUGCCCGGGGCGCGUUCAAACCUGCGCUGCUGCAGCGGAAUGCUAACUAAAACGAGGAAGCGGCUUUAACAUGACCAGGAACAUUUUGUCUCUCAAUCGCUCGAGGCUUCCAGGUGCUUCACAGACAUUUUUUACCUGCCAAAUGUAAUGACCGUCCCGAGGUUGCACCAUGUACGUGGCUGGCCGUGUCUGUCUCCAGCCCCGCGGAUGACACUCGCACAGGUACCGGCAGUUCAAGGCAAACAGCGGCGGCACGGAUACACCGUCGCCGGGUAGCGCUGAGAGACUUACCGGGAGCUUGCUAGCGCCAAGCUAGGCGGCUAACAGCACAAUAUAAAAGCCCCUAACAAAUACCAACACCAAUGGUAUCCCAUAAGGUUUUAGUCGCAAUAAUCUUACUGAACGUGUAUAUAGGUGUACAGUCCGUUUUUUACUUAUUCGGCGGCGUCAUAUUAACGGUUUUGUUUGCUAUGGCAUUUUUAAAUGGACCCAGGCUGCUGGACUGGGCGAGUUCACCUCCACAUCUUCAGUUUAACAAGUACGUCCUAACGGGAUACCGGCCAAUCUCCUCAGUGCAGGACUGCAUCAGAAGCCUGUUUUAUCUGCACAAUGAACUUGGAAACAUAUACACUCACGGCAUUCCUUUGGUUUGCUUCCUGGUGCUGCUGCCUCUUAACAUCCCUUGGUCUCAGAUCAGCGUCACGUGGUUGGGCGUGGUGCACUUUCUGGCUUGUCUGUCGCCCCAGCUGGGCUCUGUGCUCUAUCACCUCUUCAUGAACCACGAGGGAGGCGAGCCCGUCUACCACACCCUCCUCAAGCUCGACGUGUGUGGAAUCUGCAUGAUCAACACACUGGGGGCUCUGCCCAUUGUCUACAGUACCCUGUUGUGCUACCCGUUCAUCCGAACUGUCGCCCUGUUAGUCUACAUCCUGCUGUCCAGCCACGCCAUCUACUGCGCCGUGACCGCUCGGAGCAGCGUUCGCCGGCUGCGCUCCUUCGCCUGGCAAGCGCUUUUCCGCUUCUCCUUCUUCCUGCUCCGCUGGGUGGGUGUGGGCGGCGGCAGCCCCACCUCGCUACGCCACUUCCUAAUGAUGGACGCGCUGGCCGUGCUGGGCGGGGUCAUCAACAUCACACGCAUCCCGGAGCGCUUCCGCCCGGGCCUCUUUGACUACUGGUGCAACAGCCACCAGAUCAUGCAUGUUCUGGUGGUGGGCUCCAUUCUUUACCUGCACUGGGGCGUGCUUGACGACCUACUGUGGAUCAACAGCUACAACUGUCCCUCAGACUGACCCCACCAGCAGCCCCCGCCCCCCCACAAGGAGCGCUGGGAUGUAAGAUUAAAGGACCUCUGGGGGGGAGGGGGUUGUCUGGAGAGGGAGGGGAAACAGGGAGAAUCAGGGGGAACUGAUGCUGUGAGGUGAGACGACGUGUCGUCUGUGCAUGUGUUCACCUCAUGCGCUCAAACUCAGAAUGUUCAUAUCUUCAUUCAUCUCAGUACCGUGUGCGAAUGCAGGCUAAAGUAUGUCAAGUAAAACGCACAAGCAUUUUGACUCUCUCACUUGCCACAAACAUGGACGCACAGGUGUAUACGGACACACACACACACUCACACACACACACACACACACACACACACACACACACACACACAGUAAAAUGGAAAUCUUUUAAAUACUACAUUUAUUAACUGGGUAUUGAAGAUUAUAAAGUCGUAGGUAACGACUCCAGUAAAAGGUUACUGGUGAGUUUGAAGCCUUUACUUAAUAAUAGAAGUUUUACUUGAGCAUUAAGACAGUCUGCGGCUAAAUGAUAUCACAUGCUCGAGUCCUCGGAGAUGUCACUGUUGCUACCUAUGCAGCACAUCCAUAUUUCAGCUCAUCACACACACAACACAGACUAAGACUCCCUC